Messenger RNA from Aspergillus viridinutans, 309 nucleotides. It is a transcript of the gene xlnD, whose product is annotated as beta-xylosidase XylA. The transcript is spliced from 2 exons. NCBI's taxonomy places the organism in Eukaryota, Fungi, Ascomycota, Eurotiomycetes, Eurotiales, Aspergillaceae. Bases 1 to 309 code for a protein of 102 amino acids. The record is from RefSeq and is a predicted model, not a curated record.
AUGCCUUUCCUCAACUUCACGGUGAAGAUCGCCAACACCGGCAAGGUCACUUCCGACUACACUGCUAUGCUCUUCGCCAACACCACCGCCGGCCCUGCUCCGUACCCGAACAAAGACCAUAACCAUCCCGUGACCAUCGACAGCAUGGCUCGUACGGAUGAGGCGGGCAAUCGGGUCCUCUACCCGGGAAAGUACGAGCUGGCGCUGAACAAUGAGCGGUCGAUUGUCCUUCGGUUCGCCGCGCUGACGGGCGGAGAGGCUGUGAUUUCCAAGUGGCCUGUAGAGGAGCAGCAGAUUUCGCCUGCAUGA